Lachancea mirantina is the source of this 405-nucleotide messenger RNA. Lineage: Eukaryota; Fungi; Ascomycota; Saccharomycetes; Saccharomycetales; Saccharomycetaceae. The record is from the annotation of a GenBank genome assembly.
AUGGACCUGACACGCACGCUCUGCCGCGAUUCACAGUCGCCCUGGGGCGAGCUCUUCCACGUGAUCGCCAGCGUGCCGACCGAGGCCGCGAAAACCGCGGCCAAAACGCCCAUCACGUUCGCCAUUGCAGCCGGGUCCCACGCAGCCGCAUCGCCUCCGCUACCGCUCGCCGCGUACGUGUACGCGGUCCCACGCGGCAAAGAGGCAUUUGCGACCGUCCUGUCUGGGUCAGAAGACGAUCUCGCGCACGAGACGGCCAACCGCGUGGCUCUGCUGUGCGCCCGCAGAUUCGGCCGUCCCUGCUACGUUGCGCUCUCAGCCGCAUCGACACCCUGGGACUCGGCUCUCAUAUGCCAGGAGUGCGUCAAAGUCGUGAACGACGGCGACCGCUCUGCCAGCACGUGA